Messenger RNA from Solanum verrucosum, 1858 nucleotides. RefSeq names its product coiled-coil domain-containing protein SCD2-like. The coding region runs from base 1 to 1836 and encodes 611 amino acids. Lineage: Eukaryota; Viridiplantae; Streptophyta; Magnoliopsida; Solanales; Solanaceae. The record is from RefSeq and is a predicted model, not a curated record. The transcript has 17 exons. Gene Ontology annotation, biological process: cytokinesis by cell plate formation.
AUGCACGGGCACGCACGGUCAGGGUCAAAUGCGGGACGUCGUCCGCAAAAUGCAAAGGCAGCGGCACAGAGGCUGGCACAGGUAAUGGCGUGUCAACAAGCGGAUGAUGAUGAUGAGGAAGAUGAGCUGUAUGAGUAUAACCCUGUGGCUCCUUCAACUGCUAUUGGGCUUGCUGGUGGAAGGCCCAAUAGAAGAAGUACUCCGCUGGCAGUUCGUACAUCCAUAGAACCACCACAGGCAUCAACUACACGUCCAGCAAUCCGACCCUCUACAUCAACUGAGUCUUUGGAUCAGCAGCCCUUGCAAAAGACAGUUCGUACAUCAUUAGAGGCAAAUGCAUCAAUUACACGUCCAUCAUCAAUUCGGACAACGGUAGAACCAGCUACACGUCCAGUAGGAAUCCGUCCAUCUUCAUCUUCAGAGUCAUUGGACCAGCAGCCUUUGUCAGCUCACUCAACCACGCCUAUUAGAACUUCUCAGCAACAACAAUAUUCUAAUUCUGGGAGUAAGCUGACAUUUCAAUCUAAAAACACUUUGGAACAACCACCAUCUGCUCGCGCACCUACUACACCUUUGGCUGGCAAUCAAGUUUUGUCCUCUCAAUCAAGUUAUGUCCCGGAACAGCCUCUAUCUGCUCGUUCUCUUGCAGCUAAUCGCUCCGGUCAAUUUGGAGGAAAGCCAAUUCUUUCUAGUGUGCCUCUAUCACUCAGGCCAGUUGCAACUGAGGCUCAACCUGAAGCUCGUAAAGAUAAAAGGUUAUCAGUUGAUUUUGGUACUUUCAAGUAUAAGGAGCCUCCCAUUCAGCCAUCUUCUUCUGCUCUACAGGAUGAGGUUGACAUGCUUCAAGAAGAGAAUGAAAGUUUACUGGAAAAGCUUCGACUUGCAGAAGAGCGUUGCGAAGAAGCUGAGGCAAGGGCUAGACAGCUUGAACAGCAGGUUGCUAGUCUUGGGGAAGGUGUGUCAAUGGAGGCUCGUCUUAUAAGCAGGAAAGAAGCAGCUCUACAACAAAGAGAGGCUGCUCUAAAAGUUGCAGCACAAAGUCAUGGUGGAAAGGAUGACGAGCUUGCAGCUCUUCGGACAGAAGCUGAGUCUCUGCGAACUAUGAGCAGAAGAAUGAUACUGAGUGAAGAGGAGAUGGAAGAGGUUGUUCUCAAGAGGUGUUGGCUUGCACGCUAUUGGACUUUAUGCCAAACUUAUGGCAUUCACUCUGAUAUAGCUGCAGCUAAACAAGAAUACUGGUCAUCCCUAGCUCCUUUACCAUUGGAAGUUGUGUUGGAGGCAGGACAAAAAUCUAAAGAUGACAACUCAUUAGUUUACAACGACGGAGAGGAUAGAGAAACAAUUGGCAAUGAUUUGAAUGAACUUUCGGGAGAUGGGAAUGUGGAGAGCAUGCUACUAGUGGAUAAAGCUCUUCGAGAACUCACAUCACUCAAGGUAGAUGGAGCAGUAUCCCUAGCAAUGGCCCAACAAAGACGCCCAACUUCAUUGAGAGCUACAGAUGACAUGAUCAGGCUACCAAUUGAAGGACAGGGCUUUACAGAAUCAUAUGAAUUGAGUCCAGAGGAGUCAGAAGAUGUACAAUUUAAGCAGGCAUGGCUGACAUACUUUUGGAGAAGGGCGAAAAAUCACGAAGUGGAGGCAGAUAUUGCAGAAGAGAGAUUACAGUUUUGGAUCAACCAAGGUGGCCAACCUUUCACUUCAUAUGAUGCUGUACAUGUUGAGCGAGGCCUCAUAGAGCUCAAGAAAUUGGGAAUUGAAACCCAAUUAUGGCAAGAAACUCGCCGGUCAAUAGAUCCAGAAAAUACCAAAAAAAUGCAAAAGGAAAAUGAGUUUUGACAAUGAGUUGCUUCUCACUUAC